AAGCUGAAGGUCCCUCAGGCCCUACCCAAGGUCAGCAUCAAGGUCUCUCCCAAGGACACUGAGAUGAAAGCAGCAGAAGAGCCAACCUUGAAUCUUGGGCAGACCCUGGAGUGGCUGAGAAAGGAGCUGGCUGAGAUGCAGGUCCAAGACCAGAGACUCCUGCUCACGCUGAGGCACCUUCACAGUGUCCUGGAGGAGCUGCGUGCAGAGAAUGCCCACUGGGAGGAGGCCAGGUCCAGCGGAGGGAUGUCCCCCAUCAGAGCGCGCGCAGGCUCUGAAGGCAGGGGCCGCCAGCUCAGCUCCUCCAGGGAGCUGGCCCAGCUCCUCCAAGGGGCAGACAGCAGACGAAGCUCCCUCCCUUAA
This is a messenger RNA of Diceros bicornis minor, 363 nucleotides long. It is a transcript of the gene C19H20orf202, whose product is annotated as chromosome 19 C20orf202 homolog. The transcript has 2 exons. The record is from RefSeq and is a predicted model, not a curated record. NCBI's taxonomy places the organism in Eukaryota, Metazoa, Chordata, Mammalia, Perissodactyla, Rhinocerotidae. Bases 64 to 363 code for a protein of 99 amino acids.